AUGUCUUUCACUAGUAUGUAUAGAAAUUUCCAGUUCAGGGGACAAGCAGGAGAAACUGAGGGUCCGGAAGAUGAUGAUUAUGAGAACAUGGCACCAUCUGAAAGAGAGCUUCCUCCCAAGCCAGGGACCAGGAAGUUUCCAGGCCCAGGUGGAAGAUUGGGAUGGCUGAGGGCUUCAAUAGCUCCCCCAAGACCUCCCCGAACAGGGAAGAAAACAGUGAAACCAGCACUUCCCAGCAAGUCCCCACGAGCAGCAGGCUUGGGCCCUGCUGUUGUGCCCUGUUCCACACUUCCCCAGAUGGCUGCUCCCAAUUUCCAGUCCAUUCAGGGCUUCCAGCCCAGCCAGGUACCCCAGUUCAGCCAAUUGCCCCAGCCCAACCAAGUGUUCCAGCCCAGUCAAGGGUUCCAGUUCACCCAGGUACCUCAGCCCAGCCAAGGGUCCCAGCUCACCCAGGUGCCUGAGUCUAGCCGGAAGAGAAAGAUCCCCCAGUUUACUCGGAAAGAGAAAAUGGGAGUGUGCCUUUGUAUGCUGGUGGGGAUAGCAUUGCUCCUGGGGGUUACAAGUCUUGCUGUGACCUUGAUGAAGUCGACUGGGCCCAUGGAUCUGGCUGGACUAAGGAAGGACGUUGAUCAAAUCCGAGAUGACACCAACCGAACCAUAACUGAGCUUCGAGAUUUAAUUGGCUGCACCAGAAAGUCUUGCCCGAAGAACUGGCUUCCUUUUAGGGGAAGCUGCUACUUUUUUUCUACAAUGACCAAGAGUUGGGAUGCUGCCAAUAUAUUUUGCAUAGAGAAUUACUCUCAUCUGGUCAUCAUCAGCAGCACUGAGGAACAGAACUUUUUGAUCAAGGCCCGUAACUCAAUCCGGACCUACUGGCUGGGGCUGACUGAUAGAGAAGUGGAAGGGGUGUGGCAGUGGCUGGAUGGGUCCUCGAUUACAUUAAGCUUCUGGAAACUAGGGGAGCCCAAUAACAUGCGCAAUGAGGAUUGUGUCAUCAUGCUCUUAGAUGGCCAAUGGAAUGAUGCAUAUUGUGACUUGAACACGUAUUGGAUCUGUGAGGGGAAACCUACUUGUUGACUUUCUCAAGACUGGACCUAGGACUCUUCUUCUAAGAUGUGUUCACAUUUUAGGUAGAAACUUGUUCUUUCAGAAAAUGGUCCUGUCCUAAGUCUUUGCUUAUGCAGGGCCUCAGACUGCUGUGACAAAGCUGUGGAACACUGAUUUCCUCCCCACAACAUCUGACUUAGCACUAUCCAGCAAGGUGUAUAUCAGUUUAAUUUCAAGGACUAGGAGU
Messenger RNA from Dromiciops gliroides (monito del monte), 1294 nucleotides. It is a transcript of the gene CLEC17A, whose product is annotated as C-type lectin domain containing 17A. Lineage: Eukaryota; Metazoa; Chordata; Mammalia; Microbiotheria; Microbiotheriidae. Bases 1 to 1077 code for a protein of 358 amino acids. The record is from RefSeq and is a predicted model, not a curated record. The transcript has 10 exons.